Molecule: messenger RNA, 3872 nt
Organism: Cydia fagiglandana
Lineage: Eukaryota; Metazoa; Arthropoda; Insecta; Lepidoptera; Tortricidae
Exons: 2
Coding region: 508-2643 (711 amino acids)
Source: RefSeq, a predicted model, not a curated record
GUUCUUAGUACAAAAUAUUGCUGUCCUUGAGCACUGUGCCAAGAUGUACUUAGCUAUUUCUCCCAAUAUUUCCUAGGUGGCGUUGAAUCUUAAUGUCCCUAUGAAAAUGUAACAUUUGAACCUUAUUACAACGCCAAUAGAUAUUUUUUACAUUAAAUAUUUCAUGGAAUAAAAAAAUAUUUUGUCUGUGUCCCCAACAAAGAACAAAAUCGUAACUACCUUGCGUUGCUAUAUGAAAAUAAACCUUAAAGUGAGUGUGUUACAUUUUAUUUCACUUAAUUUGGUUCGACUUAUUGUAACUAUUAGAACGAAUGAUAGCAACUGCGCGGGGGGGAGACCGCUAGCCGGAUCAGUCGCGUCACAGUCGUUGAGAGAGGUGCGUGUGUUUAUUGCGUGGCCGCUGAGUUACCGCUGUCGAAAGAAAGAAGCUUCUACACUAAAUGGCGUUAACGAACGCAGAAAAGCAACGUCGUUAUAGGCUUAAAUUGAAGUUGGACCCUAUAAAAAAUGCUGAAGCAAAAAAAACAUCUUGAAAGGUACCACGCAAAUAAAAAACUUGUAAAAGAUAUGACAGAGCGUGAACACAGAAAUAUCAAGCGUAAAUGGAAGACUGCGAACAAGAAACGACGAGAACGUCAAAAGUGUGCUCAACAAAUUAUGAACAUUACACCGGCGUCCAGCCCACGGUCAGGAACUCCAGUUUCACCGAGAUCUAGAGGCCGAAGACAAAUACGAAGAGAUCGCUCUGCAGUCUACAGAAAAAAUCUGAAAAUUCAGGAAAAACUCGAAAAGAUGAAACGGCUGUGCGAUAAAUACAAAAAGAGAUACCAACGAGCUAAAACCACAAUCAAAGACACGAAAAAAGUAAAUAAGCUUAACCAAAACAAGUAUUCAAUGUUAUCUAAUGCAAUCAAAGACCAUUACAAAAGUUUGAAGUCAGUGAGAGAGAAGAAAGCCUUAAAACGAAUUUUCCAAGGAGAAGGCAUAGCCAAGUCUAAAAUGAAGAUUAGUAUUAUACGCGAGACUUUGGGCAUUGAUCAGAUGAAAGCGAUGAAACGACAGAAUAACGCUUCAGGGAAAAAGCUUCUGGUUGAUAAUAUUAAAAGCUUUUUUGACCGUGAUGAUGUUUCUAGAGCUACGGCGGGUAAACGGGAAACUGUCACAUUUAAAAAAAUAAAAAUGCAGAAGCGCUAUUUACUGGACACGAUGAAAGGCCUAUUUCGUUCAUUCAAAAAAGAAAACCCAGAACUGAGAUGUUCUUAUUCAUAUUUCAUAAAAAAUAGGCCUUUUUACGUAAAACCGCCUUCAGUUGCUGGAAGAGAGACUUGCCUAUGCAAGACACAUACAAAUGCGCAGUAUAUUAUAGAUGCUCUUCACAAAACAAGAGUCCUUGCCACCUCAAACAUGAACGAACUUAUCGCUAGCACAGUAUGCUCGACAUAUAACAAAGCUUGUAUGACUGGCAAUUGUAAAGAUUGUAAGACAAAAGAAAUACUUUUUAGGGAAACAACAGGUAAUCUCGGAUUAGUGAAAUGGGCUCAUUGGAUAAGGAAAUCGGAAAUGAUUGAAAAAUCAGGCAAAAAAGUAAAAGUUACUAAAAACGUAAAGGAAAUAGCUGAAGGAACAGUUGAAGAAUUGAUAGGAAACUUAAAACAAACUAUGAUACAAUUAAAGAAACAUGUUUACAACAUUAAAGUACAGUGCAAGAGUUAUCGAAAUGCUAUAGAUAAUUUGAAUAAUAACGAAGUCGUUCUGCAUGUCGACUUUAGCGAAAACUAUAACUGUAAGCAUUUUGAAGAGGUGCAGUCCCACCAUUUUGGCGGAUCAAGAAAGCAAGUAACUUUACAUACAGGAGUUAUGUACACAAAACCUGAAGGACAUAACAAGCCAACUGUAAAUUCAUUUUGUACCAUUUCUGCGAAUAAUUCCCAUAACCCUGCCUCCAUUUGGGCACACCUACAUCCAAUUAUUCGCGAAAUACAACACAACAACCGUCAUAUAACUACAGUUCACUUUUUCUCCGAUGGACCAGCUACUCAAUACCGGCAGAAGCAAAAUUUUUAUUUCAUUAGUCACAGACUAUUCAGCGAAUACAAUUUCAUCCGCGUUACAUGGAAUUUCUUUGAAGCUGGUCAUGGAAAAGGGGCUGCUGAUGGCGUUGGUGGCUACCUCAAACGCACCGCAGAUGAAAAAGUAGCUGCUGGUUCCGAUAUUUCUGAUGCAGAAGCUCUUUAUUACACUUUGAAGGAUUUGAGCAAGGUUCAAAUGUACUUACUGACUGAAAGCGACAUUCAAAUCGUUGAAAAAGCACUACCUAAAAACCUAGUGCCACUCCAGGGUACUAUGCAAGUACAUCAAGUUUUUACUGACACUCCCGGUGAACUUCAAUACAGAGACCUCAGUUGCUUUUGCGAAAGGGGUUUUUGCCGUUGCAUGAAUCCAAAAACAUAUCAGCCUGUUCCUGUUCCUGUCAUUAAUACACUUAGAGAAGAUAUUCUUUCGUUUGAAUUGGAUGAGGAAUCAGUCCUAGAUGACAUUUCUAAUGUCGUUGCCGUACCUAGAAGAUCAUAUUAUAAUACGGUUUAUUCCUCAUCUUCCAACUCUGACGACGAACCUUUAGCCAACCAUCGGUUUCUAAUAUAAACGAAAUGCAGCUAUACUGGGUCAAGCAAAUCUUGUCAGUAGCAAACGGCGGCAAAUUUGAAAAAUCGCGGGUUAGCAACACUGUGUUCGAAUAAUUCGAAAAUCGCGUGUCAUCUGUGUUUUAUCUGUGGAAUGUGGAUCGCGAAUGACAGCCAUCAUCUUUGUUUACAUUCUGAAUCGAUUCUAUUUCAAGAGAUAUUUCUGCUGUGUCACCAUUAAAUAUCAAUAUAUUCAAUAAAAUUGUGCUUAAUCAAAGCUAAGGUGCCUACAAUGCCUACAGUUCCAACUGAUAAAUCUAAUAAAAUAUUAAAAUCCAAUAGGACAUCUAUCUGCUGAAGCAAUGAUUUUAUUCAUUACAUUCUUGUUUAACGGCAUAUUCCACUUCUAAUUUUAUUUUGAGAUCUUCAAAUUCACCACACACCGCUUUUAAAUUGUCCGUCCAUACCAUUUAAUAACAAUUUCAAACAUUUUCAAUAGAGAAUCCACGAGUGACAAUUUGAAUUGACGUACGUAACAGGGCGCGCUCAGCGGAAAAAAAAGUUUUGGUUCAAUGUACAUUGUACAUUGCUGCUUUUCUUAGCGCAAUACUACUCUUUGAGUGUUGCCCUACUUUAGUUUGCUUUACAUUGCUACUGACAAGAUUUGCUUGACGCACUAUAAUUGAAAAGGAAAAUGUUCAUCCUUCAAAAAUAUCUGACGGUGUCCAUGUUUUAAUAAAAGUGUCUUCUGUCAAAGACAAACACUACACUUACCUCGGCGUUGCUAAAAGUGAAGUCGAUGAAGAAGGAGACGUAGAAAUUAUGUUUUACAAGAUGGUAGAUAAAACUGGCAAAAGAUUCAAAGCAGUGGAGACUGAUAUUUCUUACGAGCCUUACGAUAACAUCUUGGAAAUUGUUCCUAACCCUAAAGUUAUCGUAAAAGGUAAAAGGGUAUAUUUUCAUUACGAUGAAGCAAUUAACGUACUUAUAUGAAAAGUAAGACUGAAUUAUUUGUAUUUAAUUUGCUAAGUUUGUUGUUUUUGAAGUUAUUUGAGUUACUUGAUACUAUAUCACGUCAUAAGAAGUAAUAUUUUGUUUUGUUUAAUCAUUAUAACAGAUCUCUAUAGAAAGUACAAAGUAUAGUAUGUAAGAAAAUACAACUGUGUUACUAAGCUUACUACUGCGUUACUUUUGUGUCCCUUUGAUUAUUGUAGUAAUUUCAGUAAUACAUGGGCUUCUAGUGAUCUUAAA